AUGGUUCAGAUCAACUUUAAAGAUUUCAAAAAACAAGUUUUGGCUUUAGACUUGGAACCAAGCGUUACAAUCGGCGCUGCCAAGCAAAAACUAGCCGAAAACAAAGAUUGUGAAGACUCUCAAAUCAAGCUGAUCUAUUCAGGGAAAAUAUUGCAAGAUGAUCGCACCAUCGAAGACUACAAGCUAAAAGAUGGUGACCAGGUGAUAUUCAUGGUCUCCAAAAAGAAGUCUGCUGCCACCAAGACAACUUUACCACCCAUGGAACAUAGAGAAGCUGCGCCAGUAGUUCCACAAGCAACUGGUACUACUUCUGACACUACUGCGGAAAGCUCACAACAAGCUGGUUCAGCUGCUGGUAAUGGUGAAGCCUCUGGAAGUACAGCAGCGCUCGCGGGCACCGAGGCAUCGGGUAAUAAUGAUACAGGUUUUGUAACUGGAACUCACCGUAAUGAAACCAUUCAAAGGAUCAUGGAGAUGGGCUACGACCGCGAACAAGUGGAAAGGGCGCUCAGAGCUGCAUUCAACAAUCCCGAUAGAGCUGUCGAAUACCUUCUUAUGGGUAUCCCAGAACAUUUGCAACAGCAACCUCAAGCUCAACCACAAUCACAAUCACAGGUUCAGGAAGAACAACCGUCUCAGGAUGAUACACAGGCUCAACAUCAGGGUCAAGAACAAGCAGGAGAGGAACAAGAACAGGAGCAGCAACCCUCCGCAGACGACUUGUUUGCUCAGGCAGCUGCGUCUACUGGUAACGAAGACGCGGGUGAAGGUGCUCGUGCUCCAGGAACUAUCGGACUAACCAUGGAAGAUCUUAUGUCCCUCAGACAAGUAGUAACAGGGAAUCCUGAGGCUCUCGCCCCGCUGCUAGAGAGUUUAAGUACCCGAUACCCAGAACUUCGCGAGCAGAUAAUGAGCAACCCUGAAAUGUUCAUUAGUAUGCUUUUGGAAGCCGUAGGAGGCUCACUUCAAGAAGGUGAUGUAAAUCUAGAAGGUGGCUUGGAAGGAGCUAUGGCAGAAGGAGCUAUGGAAGAAGGUCAAGCAGCCCCUACUAUCUCUUUAACCCCCCAGGACGAAGCUGCUAUAACUAGGUUGUGCGAACUUGGAUUUGAAAGAACUCUUGCGAUUCAAGUAUACUUUGCAUGCGACAAGAACGAGGAAAUCGCCGCCAAUAUGCUCUUUAGCGAGUAUGCCGACUAG
Molecule: messenger RNA, 1197 nt
Organism: Lachancea nothofagi CBS 11611
Lineage: Eukaryota; Fungi; Ascomycota; Saccharomycetes; Saccharomycetales; Saccharomycetaceae
Source: the annotation of a GenBank genome assembly